This is a messenger RNA of Apodemus sylvaticus (European woodmouse), 5320 nucleotides long. It is a transcript of the gene Sft2d2, whose product is annotated as SFT2 domain containing 2. Bases 74 to 553 code for a protein of 159 amino acids. Gene Ontology annotation, cellular component: membrane. Lineage: Eukaryota; Metazoa; Chordata; Mammalia; Rodentia; Muridae. Gene Ontology annotation, biological process: vesicle-mediated transport. The transcript is spliced from 8 exons. The record is from RefSeq and is a predicted model, not a curated record.
GGUGGCGGCUGCGCACCCGGAAGAGUGGUCGGACAGUGGAGCGAUCGCCAGAGGCGGCGGACCGGGCCCUGACAUGGACAAGCUGAAGAAGGUGCUGAGCGGCCAGGACACCGAGGACCGCAGCGGUCUGUCCGAGGUUGUGGAGGCGUCGUCGCUAAGCUGGAGCACCAGAAUCAAAGGCUUCAUAGCAUGCUUUGCUCUGGGAAUCUUGUGCUCGGUGCUGGGUACUCUCCUGCUGUGGGUGCCCAGGAAGGGACUCCGCCUCUUCGCAGUGUUUUACACCCUGGGUAACAUCACAUCGAUUGGGAGCACCAUCUUCCUCAUGGGGCCAGUAAAGCAGCUGAAGCGGAUGUUUGAACCCACGCGUCUCAUUGCCACCAUCCUGGUGCUGUUGUGUUUUGCACUUACCCUGUGCUCUGCCUUUUUGUGGAAUAAAGGACUUGCACUCAUCUUCUGUAUUUUGCAGUCUUUGGCCUUGACGUGGUAUAGCCUUUCCUACAUACCGUAUGCAAGGGAUGCUGUGAAGAAGUGCUUUGCUGUGUGUCUUACAUAACGCUCUGCCAGUGUGCCGGAGCGCUGUGGAGGAGGUUGGUGGACGGUUCUGUAACUGCCCUCUGCACCGCCUCACAGACACGCGCCUUCUACCUGCAGCGUGGUGUGGCUUGCAAUUUGGAGGGUUGCCUGUGGGAGCAAUCAUGAGUCCAAAACCCUAAUGUCUGUAACACAACACGAGGUUCUGUGGCUUGUGUAGACAACUCUUCCUGUGACCAGUCUCUGGAAGGUAUUCCAUCGAGUUCUCACAGAACAGUCUUUGAUAGCAGCGGAGCCUCAGGAAGCCAGGAGCCGCUGAUUCCCAGGGUGUCAGCAGGGCCUGGAAGGGUUUCUGUCAGAGCAGCAGGAAUACAGAGUUUUGAAGAUUUGCCCCUCACCAAGAACACCAUUGCCACAGCCCCACACAGCGUUUUCCCUGGUGUUUGAGAACAAGUGAUUCUGCCUGUCCUAAGACCCUGGAGAGCCUGCCCUGGAUACACUGUUCCUUUGUCUUCUGAAUUCAGCUGGCUAUGAAAUGUCUUUUUAGUGUUCAGUGUGGACUCUUUCUCUUGCCCUCACCUCCUAUGUCUUGUGACCUUGUGACACUGGUUAAUUGAGAGUGAAGUAGUGACCUAAAAUGCUAUUUCCUUUUGAACAAGAGCCACUAGAAAGUGAAACAUUCAUGUUCCUUGCUUUGUUUAUUUGCCUUCAUUAUUUAUAAAUGUUUACUUUCCGUUCUUUGCUGGAGUAGGGAUAAGGAAAGUCCAUGGAAGAAGACAGAUCCCUCGUGGGCCAGCAAGAAGCAGGCAUGCCUACCAAGCAACCUAAGUGCCCCAGCACUGGCACGCAGCCCGCAUGGACACUGGCAGCCAGCCUGCAGGUGGUCAUGCUGCUGUCUAGCGCCUAACCACACACAGCGGUCUUGUGUUGGGAUCUUAUCUGGUCCUCAUGAGAGCUCUGUGAGUUGUCUCACCUGCAGUCAAGGAACUGAGGCUCCGAUUAGUUUGUGUAUCACCUGGAGCUCCAGCUGUGGCCUGACUCAGGCUCCAUUAUGAUGCUGAAUCUCCUGGCAUGGCUCUGCUCAAGCCUCUGUCAUCUCUCAUAACUGUUCCUUUCAUCCUCCUGGCCUGUAUCUUUUCUGAUUUCAGCAUCUGUGUCACUUGCACUGUCCCAUGCUCUACCAUUCUGCUUUUUGGCAGCUUACCUCUGCAUCUGUGGGAUGGCUAGCAUCCCAUGGUCCUUUUCAGCUGUUCAGUGAAACAUCAUCAGUGCCCUGUCUUGACAACUUGAGGUCCUGGCAGUCUAGGUUUGCCCUUUGCUUGGGCCAGCUGUUCUACCUUGACCUCUGUUUUGUCACCACCAGACCACAGGAGGUAAGCACUUGUCUCUGUGGCUGUGUCCGGUUGCUGAACUGUGGCUAAUGACUCUCUUUUCUUCUGAGAUGGAGAACUGUGGAUAGACUGAUCAGGAUCAGGGCAGGGGGAAGCUCAGUCUUUCCAGAUUCCUGCCAUGCUGCUGAAGGCAUCUAUGAGAUCUUCAACUUGUCUUCAGUCAGGAAGCAAAAUUUUAUGCUACCUUCUGGCUGUGUAAGGCACAUUCAUGUCCCAGGAGCCUUGGAGAUCAGUUCAGGUCUCAGAAGGGCUCAGGUGUGAGAAGGGCUGUUGGGGAAUUUAGGGACACCUGUGGUUUCUAGCUGACACGAGGGUAGGGUCGUUGCUGCAAGCUCCAGCCACUUUGUAGUCAUGCAUCUAAAGGGCUGGCCUCCUCCGCCUUUGUGGGUGACUGGGCUUGAGCCCAGAUAUCUUUUGAAGAUGUUAGCAAGGCUGAAUAGCAUAGCAGUGUGGAUGUGGGCUUAGAAAAUAAGCAGAUCCAGAUGUGAGCUGUGGUCCAAUCACAUCUGGUUGAGUCCUUUGACGUUGCCUAAUGUUUGGUUCCUCAGUUUCACUGUUUCACAAUAGCUGGCUGGCAGAUGCUGCUGGCUCACUGGAGGAUGCCAGUGGAGGAGGAUGUAUCAAGUGCUUGGCACAGCAAGCUGAGUCUCCACAAACUAACUGAUGAGUGCAAAGGGUGACAGGAUGGGUGCGUGCCCAUUAAUUUGUUUAGCAUAUUUAUUUCUGUGUCCAUUACUAUAUACGAUAUGCUGUCUCACUGAAUGGUCACAGUGACUGUCAGGCAAUGGAUAACUGCCUUCAUCAUCAUAAAGUAGUAGUGGCCUCAAACUCUCACCAACAGGGGCAUCAGUGAAGAGGCUCUAGGUUGGGAUCAAGUCUUAGAUAAAAGACUUUGGCCUAAUUCCUGCAGCCGGUGGCCAGUUUGCCUCAACAGCUUGAGUCUGGAUGACUGUCUUCCAGUAUCUUCUAGACUCGCAGAGUUUUCUUCAGUUGCUUUAUUCCUUGGUUGUUUCUGACCCUGGCUUUGUAGGACUAUGGAAAGAAGAAAGCCACUUCAAAUCUGCUAAAGUCUCCUAUCACACCAGCAGCAUUGAUUAAAAGCAACUUAGUGAGGCUGACGUGGAGAAUUAGCCUCCGCCUAUGGCUGUUGGCAGUGUCUGUUUCUUCUCCCCACCCUUCAUUCUCCCCAUUCACCACCCAGUAAGCAGGGCAUCCCUGUGUUGCCAAGUGAUGGAAACUAUGGCGUGAUCACUGUAGAGGAAUGUGGUCCUCAGCCAGGCUGUGCUUCCAGGUGUGGGCGGCAUCUGGCCCCAUGCUGCCUGGAGUGCUGCAGUCUGGAGUGCUGCCCUGAGAACACCACUGUGCCUUCUGGACCAGGAGAGGAGCUUCGGGCCCUUUGACUGGUCCUCCUCCCUCUACUCCAGGCUGACUGUUGGGAUGCUGUGGGGUGGGGGCCUGCUCACUGAAUUCUCUCUCUCUCACUGUCCUUUUCCACAGACCAAGCUCUAAGGGAGCCUUUGUCUCUGCCGCUCUUCUGUGUGGCUGCUGUUCAGACACCAGCUCUAGGCAUCCUGUCUUGGGGAAGGGCGAGGUGCAUUCCCAGCAUGCCGUCGGAGAUGUCUCAGUGCUUGGUGUCUGUACUCUCAUGGUGACUUUGUGGAUCAUGUCUUAAUUACCACCUCCCUUCCACGUGGUCACUGUAGGCUGAGAGAACAAGAAAUGAAGUCAUAAACUGCAUUCCACAUAAAAUUACUUUGUAAUACUUUGGUUAGAACAAACAAGAGUGGGGCAGUAUCUGAAACAGGGCCGGGCUGGUUUGGCUUUUGUUGUUGGUAGCCCUGUGAAUGACAGGUUUUGCCGUGUAUGAGAGGAGGCUUGGUGGACUGACUUGGUCCGUCAAGGUGCACUCAUGGCUGUGGAUUCCUUUCCUGUGUGUGCCCUGCUACCUUUCUGACUUUACUCCCCCUGUUCCUGUCUCAGUAGAGUCAGUUACAUACAUACCCUUUGCAUUUACAACCUAAAACUUAGUUAAUUAAAAAAAAAAAAAAUCAGUGUUUAAAGCAGUAUAAAGAUGCCUGCUAGACUUUGUGGCAGUUUUGUUUUUAAUGUUCAAGUUAUUUUUUAUAAGUUUAAAUAAUGUGCUAUAGCUUAUAGAUAACAUCCUUUUAAAAGUGAAUGAACCUUAGCUGAAAUAUUGCAAAUAAACAUUUCCCCUAGAAGUCUGAAUUACUUACGAAGUUUUAUUAGAAUUUCUUAGGGGGUGAUCUUAAAGUACCUGCCAAUUCAUUUUUUUUUUUUUUGCUUUGAGAUUUUGUGUGUUUUUAGACUAGCAAAGGGGGAACGCAGUGGGGUUUGUUUAAUCCCACUUCGCGCAGGGUGGGGUGUUCUGUUUUGAGUAUUUCCAGCCCUGCUGUGACAUAUGAGAGGCAUUUAAAAUUAGCUGGGAGCGGAGCUUUCAUUCAUCCUAGCUGGCAACAUAAAGUCAGAUCCAUUGCAGCAGGAGCUGGUGACUGACGCGGCAGACUUGGGGAUGUACACAAUGACUUUCUGCAAACUGGCUGAUCUGGAAUCAGAAAAAAUAGGCCCAGUGUAUAGGAAUUCUGUUGAAGAUGAGAAGCCAGCACAUGGCGUCAUGACAAGUGCUGAGGUAUGUUCUCAGACUCAUGCCAUUGCAUGCACUGAGUGCUUGCCUAGCAUGCAUGGAGCCAGGGGCUCAGUCCCUGGAAAUGCAUGCACUGGCCACAGUGGUGAACACCCAUUAGCCCAGCAUUUGGGAGGUAGAGGGGGAGGAUCUAGAAUAGACCCUAUCUUAAAAAAGAAAAAAAAAAUGAAGUCUGGAGUUUGGGCCAAUGCACAUGGCUCUGUCUAUUAAAUGUUCAAAAAAAAUUUUUUUGUUGACUUUUUCACUGUGUUUGCUUAACUUGAACAUAGCAAGGGAAAAAAAAACUACAAAAACCCUCCCUGAACUCCAUCCUUGUAAUUCUGAUUGUGAAGUUGCUAGUAAGGAUGUGCAGAAGUCAAUGAUGAAGGCCCUGGCACCCCUGUGUAGGCCCUGGGCACCAGGGCACACUUCCUAGCAGCAAAACCAAAUCCAAAUGCCUGUGGUGGAUUUGUGUGUCUUGAGAACAUUGUGCCUCUUCUAAUACAGUGGGCUUUUAAAACACUUUGUUUUAAAGAAAAAUGAAACCAUUUUUAUAAUCGUGUAGAUGUAGUUGAUUUUGAAUGCUACUGAUUGUAUAACUGAAUUUUUAUAUACAAAAAUAUACUCUUGAGGAUCUGGUUCAUGUGUUUUCUUUUUACUCACUUCAAAGAGAAGGAGUGUUGCUGGAGAGAGCUACCUCUCCCUUGCACAGUUGUUUUCUCCCUUUUCUUUUCUUCAAUAAAUGGUAGCAUCAUGA